Molecule: messenger RNA, 2308 nt
Organism: Uranotaenia lowii
Lineage: Eukaryota; Metazoa; Arthropoda; Insecta; Diptera; Culicidae
Exons: 5
Coding region: 194-2140 (648 amino acids)
Biological process (GO): spermatogenesis
Molecular function (GO): metal ion binding
Source: RefSeq, a predicted model, not a curated record
AGUUCCGCAAAGUUUUUCCCGUUUUUCAGUAUCAAAUUUCUUCCGCUGUUGAAAUUCCUUAAAAAUAAUGUGAAAAAGACCAGCGAGUUGGUCAAGUUUUUAGUUUACGUGUUUUCGGCGUGAUUUUAUGUUAAAAUACAGUCGAAGUUAAGUCGGUUGUGGUCAAGUUAGGUCGCUACGAGCGCAGAAAAACAUGAGUGUAGAUUCGCUAAACAACGGGAAGCGCUUCCUGGAAGGGUUGAUCUUUCGCACCGAAACGAUCCUCGGGAAAAUGGUUUACAAGUUACUCAAAACAAACAUAACCCUAGACGAGCUGGUGCCAAUGAUCAACUCGGUGCUGGCGUUCGUCAACAACUGGGAGGAAAAGUUGGUGGACAUCCGGCAAGAAAUGCUGGGUGAGACGGACCCGAACAAAGCUUUGGCCUCUUCGAUUGUGUCUUCGUCCAGUAGCAAGAGCACAGAACGCAAAAACAACGAAGAUAAGAAGGUUGUACCAACAAGACCAGCGAAAUUAAAUACUCCGGACAUUCGGAAUUCAAAGGGCGAAUUCAAACCGAAGCAUUCCGAAUCUAAGCCGAUUCAGCAGUUUACUCGCGAUAAUUCUAGCCUGCUAGAGAUGCGGCACAUCCAGGAAAAGGGUCCGGUUUUCGAGUUUAAGGAACAAUCGUUGAAGAAUUACACACCUAAACAGCUGGGACGCUGCGUGAUCUCUGCCCUGGGGUCUUCGACGGCUAGCGGCCGCUUUUGUAUGGUCGAUCGAGACCAUGGAGACAGUGUCAAGUUGAUGGCUGCCAUGCAGCACUCCCGGGGCACCCGCAUCACCAAACUACCACCUUCGGGGGAAGUUUUCGGAGUGUACUUGGAGGGAUCACUGUUCCGGGCGGUGCGAAAUAAAGUUACCGAAGGCAGCAAAGGCACCUUUAUUCGACUGUUGGACACCGGCGAAGUUUUUCCCUAUGAAAAGGACAAUCAGAGAGUGGUGAUUUGUACUCUGUCGGAGUACUACCGUAAUCUGCCCAGCUUUGCCAUUAGAUGUGUUCUGGUUAAAAUUUUGGACGAUCCGUACUGUGCAGAUUUUUCGGAAUUUUUGGAGAAGAAUCUACACAAUACCUUGUACUAUAAGGUUGCAUCCGUUGAAGGAUCAUUAUUGUUUAUGAAACUGAGCCAACAUAAGAUUUCGCCGAAAUUGCCGAUGGCUUCGGUGACCAGGGACUCGACUUCAAGCAACGAAUCUACCGAGCUAUUGAUGCGUUCCAAAAGCGUGGCUUCUCCAUCUCGAAUGAACCUCUUUAUACCGGAGCCCGUUGAUCAGCUCAUCAACGGUGGAAACAUUCGUUUCCCGACAGUCCUACCCACGGACUUCAAUAAAGAUAACCCAUUUUCGGAAGCGUCUCUCUACAAAGACCUACGUUUGCCGUCAAAGUUUAGUUUGGAUUGUAAUGGCCUCAAUGGACACGGCGGCGAUGAAGAUUCGGACGGGGCUGAAUCAGCUGAGUGCGAAGCAGUCGAAGGAGUGAUUCCGCCGAUCGGUACCAAGAUAUUUGUGAUUCCAAAGUUUGUUCAGGAUGUCGAACUGAUCUGGUGCCACGUUGUGCCGCCCGAUUUCAUAAGCAACGACCUGAUCGAAAUGGAGCUGAUGAUGAACGCACCGGAAGUUAGCAGCAAGCUGAAGACAUUGGACAAAUGCCCUGAAAUCGGCGCACUAGUGUUUGCAACGUUCGGUGACAAACGAUACUACCGGGCCGAGGUGACCGAAGUUUUGGGUCGGGAUCGAAUUUGGCUCUUCUACGUGGAUUACGGUAACGUAGAGCUGGUUCGGUUGCAGGAUAUUCGUGAGUGGGACCCACGCUUUGGCUAUCUACCGCACCAGGCCGUCCCCUGUCGGGUGGCCAACGUUGAACGCAUUCGACCUCAUCACACGCAGGCCGUGGCCGAACUCAAUCGGAAAAUUUUGAACAAAAGGAUCGAAGUUGUUGUGGUGAACAACACAACACCAUGGGAGAUACAGCUUCUCGAUAAGGACGGUUUCGAUAUGGCACAAGGUUUAAUUCUGGCCAAGUUGGCCAAACCUCGGGUGCCGAAACGGAACUUCGAGGAUUCCAUGGAAGAGCAGUUAAUCAAGUCUAAGGAAUCACCCUAGAUCAAACGUUUUGUUUUCUAUCAUUUACCUAUUUUUUAUAUUUUUUGACCAUUGUACCAGAAGAACUGGUAAGUAGUUUUGUUUCUAUCAUUACGUUCAGAGUCAGAGUCUGUCGCUCAAAUGUUUAAAGUUAAUAAACGUAAGAUCUCGAGGCAACGCGUUCGAGAA